This is a messenger RNA of Moneuplotes crassus, 1955 nucleotides long. The record is from the annotation of a GenBank genome assembly. Lineage: Eukaryota; Ciliophora; Spirotrichea; Euplotida; Euplotidae.
CUUAAAAUUUAAUAGCUAUGAAAGUUAAAGUUAUUAAGAAAAGACGAAUCAAAGGCAGGACUAAAUAUGAAAAAGUCACUGAAAAGAAACAGAACCUCCAACGAGUCAAGGAGUACAGGAUGAAAUCUAUCACGAUGUUCAAGCAAUGGAGAUUUCUAGAACCGACUCUAGAACGGACACGAGAGCUUAAAGUGAGUAUCCAAAAGAAUCUUGGAGAUAAUUUGCCAUCAAAAUUGGACAAUAAUUUCCCUUCAGAUCUUAAAGAAACCUUUGUUGCACUCCCUGUAUACAAAAAUGUACUACUCAAGUUGAUAGAGUACCUUACCCCUGUAGAGAUAGUUUAUAAGUAUGCCAGAGUUUGUAGAGCUUUCUACCUACAGACGCAUUGAUAUGAGUUUCUGUAUAAUUACCUCAUGUCCACAAUCGGCAAGAAGAAAUAUCUUGAGAUGAAGUACUUCAUAACUAUAAAUAUUUACCCAGAUAUCGACACAAUGUCCGGAGAUGAAUCACUAGCAGCUGAUGGAUCAGGUCCUGUAGAAAAUCACUCCAAGAGAGAAUACCUUAAUAGCUAUUUUGUUGAAGGUUAUGCAGACAAUACUAAACUUUCAGAGCGUAUUGAGGAAGACAAUAAAAGUACCUCAGAAGAAGAACGAGAUCUCGACAAUGAAAUCUCUAGGAUACAGAACAGAUCAAUUCAUAAAGAGACAGACCCGAUACUCACUAAGAUCAGAGAGAGUACGGACUUUCUCCACAGAUUUCUGAUAUUUUUAGCAGAACUCAAAGUUUGAGUGAACUGAGGAGUCAUGGAGGAGAAUAUUGAGUCUAAAAGUUUGCUCAUCAUCUGCCCUAUUUUAGGCAAACCUCUCUGUUUCAACUGUAAGAAGAGUGACAGCUACAAAAUGGUAAAUAUUAAAGGAGCCCUUAGGAAAUAUGCCUUAAAGAAGGAAGAAUUUGAUAGAAUGAAACUACGCUACAUCAGUGCUCCCAAUAGCUACUACUCCAAUAAACCUAUGAGACUUUACUACGAGUUCCAGGUCGAGGAGAAAAUGAAGGAAAUCAAUGAGAAGCGAGACCUCAUACAGCAAGAGAAAUCCCGUAAGAAGGAGUAUGAGAAGCUAGUCAAAAAGUUCAACAUUCAUUCUGAGAAACUUACUGAAAACCUCCUGUGUUUGCAAGAUCACUAUUAUGAUAAAGGUGAAUUUGAAGUCUUUGAUAAGUAUAUUGUGAAUGCAUAUCUGAACACACCAUAUCUUCAUCGAUAUCUAGAUAAGAAGUUGUACAAGGUUAGCCCAGAUGAACUCAUGCUUAAACUUUAUGAAAACCAUCCUUUGGAAGAAAAUUUUGUUAGGAAGACUUCCCUCCCUGAAGGCAAGUUUUUUUUACAAUAUUUGGAGGGCAAAGGAAUGUAUGAACUUAGAGAGAAGCGAUUUAAGAAGAAGAACUUCUCUGAGGAUAAGGAGAAUUCUAGUAUGGAUGAGAACGACAUAGAUGAACAAAAAACCAUCAAAUUAGCCGAAAAAGUCCCAAAAAGAGUAACUCGGAAGACUACUCAACCAGAACAACCCUCACCUCAAAAGACAGUUCCAGAACCUGAAACAUCACCUAAAAAUCCUAAAAACAACUGCAAAUCUAAAAAACCUCCAAAACCUAAACACAAUUCCAAACCUCCCAAACCCCCUAAAGACCCCAAACCACUUAAACCUCGCAAAAACCUCAAAAACCCCAAAAAAUCCAAAAUCAACACCCUCUUCUCCAAAAUCGAAAACCAAGCCAAAAAAUCCUCCAAAAAACGAAAAUGCAAGCAACGUCUCAAAAAAGGCUGCUACGCUGACCUUGACUCCUUCGAGCAGCCCCCAAAAUCUGCUAAAAAGAGAUCAGAGGAGGCCCAAAUAGAGGUCUUUGAGAAGCUAUUUGAGUCCAUAAACCACUAAUUAAUUACUAAUACUCUUCAAUAU